AUGAGGAAGCAAAGCAGCACACUACCAAUGCCUAGAGGGUCACGAGGAGAUUCAUUUUCAAUGCCACAUUCUUCCUCCUCGGCAUUCUCAAAAUUUGGCUCAAAGUACAUUGGAGGCGGAGCGGGAAAGCAGGAUGGACAGGGAUUAUGGCAGGAUAUAUUGCGUAGUUUCAUGAAUGGCUUGGAAGGGAAAGAUACAGAGAAUUUACAUGGUACAUUGUUUGUGUUAGGUAGAGCCAAUGGAGGUAAAACUGAACUCAUUUCAGAGCUAAAAAAGAUUUCUGAGAAAGGUAAGGAGAGAGAUAGUAAGAGUGCAUUUGCUACAUCUGAUGUGGGUGAAAGUCCGUAUAUUGGUUUGGAUUUUUGUAGCAUGAGGAUUAAAGAAGAAUUUUUCAAGUUAGAACAAGAUGACUCUAUUGAAGAUUCAGACCAGGAUGAACUGAAUGAGGGCCAAAACACUACAGUAAAGAAUGUCACAUUAGAUGUGUGGAGUGUGGACCAUUGUGGGAUGUCUGAUGAGUUGGUUAAAAGGCUUGUGGAUGUAUUUAACAUUCAGAAUAGUAUUUCAGGAAAUAGUACUUCAGAGAACUCGAAUAUGAAUAUAUCAUCAACAGAUAUUGGUUCAACAAUGAUUAAUGGAGCUGGAGGAGGUAGCUUGGAUGAAGAUACAAGAGAUAACAGUGGAGCAUCUAUGCAGACUCCAAAUAUCAUGUUUCUCAUAGUUUUAGAUUCCUCUUUACCUUGGACUUUAAAUGAUGAUUUGGUAACGUGGAUUCAACAAAUACAGGAAUGUUGGUCUAAAUCUUUAGAGCUUUCAAACUUUGCACCAGAUCUACAGAGGAUUAUGAUUCAGGAAAUGAACUAUUACUUUGAGACUAAAUUAGGGGAAACCGAACCGGAAUCUAAAGCAAAAACACAAGAAGCUUUAGAUCAUCAAGGAGAUGAUAAUGAAGAGCAAACCCCAAAGCCUAAUGAGGUUGAAACCUCAGAAUCCCCUUCUGUUCCCGCCCUCUACCCUAAAGUUAAUUUGGGAAUUCCAAUAGGAGUUGUACUCUCUAAGUCUGACAUUGGACAGAGAUUUUCUAUUCCAACUGAUGGUGUCAAUGGUCAGCCAUUUAUUCCAUUUGCUUUAAGUUUUCUAAUGAAUGUUGGAGAUCCUUAUGGAAUCAGCUACUUUGUUACAAGUAUCUUAACUUCAGGAGAUAUUCAUCAGGCUUUUGGAGUAGACCUUCUCUUAAGUUACAUUCUUCACAGACUCUUUGGUACGCCUUUUUUAAAUGAAGAUGGGAAAGUUUUAAAGACAGUAAAUGAAGUUGUUUCCAGAAACAACUCUAUACUUUGCGUACUCCCAAGAACUCCUAUUCAACGCCUCUCUCUAACUCCUACUCCAAAUGUCAAAUCAGAGAUCUAUGAGGAGUUGGUUCAAAAGUCUAAAUUUAUCUCCAGAACAAACAAUUCUACUGAUAUGUCAGAACUAGUUCAUGGUCUUUCCACAGCUUUUGACAAGAAAAUCCCAUCCUUAAAUGAAUUUUUAGAGCAAAUUAGACCCCAAAUUCCACUCCUAGAAGCCACCUCCUCAGGAAAUGCCCCAGUUCUUCUCUCACCCUCAGCUAACUCAAACUCUGAAGAUUCCAAGUCUAUUGGCGACUCAAAUUUAGUCAAAGGAACAGGAGCACCAUCUUCAACUAUCUCAUCCUCCACAUCAUCCGUAUCCAGCUCUUCACAAAGACUCAAACCUUCAAAAUCAACCCUCAAUUCCAACAACUCAAGUACUUCUGGGGACCCAUCCCUCAAAGGCUUCUUCCAAAGCCUUAUCCAAAGAGGCGAGAAAAAAGGCUCUCUUUCUCAUAGAUCCAACCUAAAACCUGCUGCCUCUAUGAGUUUACGCAAAGAAUUUGGCUCCAGAAUGGAAUCUAAGCUUUCAUCGGAUGCUAAACUUGAUGAAAAGAACCCAGAAAAUGAAAUUAGCACAAACCCCUUGGAAACUGAAAAGUCAGGAAACUUAGCCAAUGAAGAAGAAAUUGUUGAAAAACCUAUAGAAGAGAAUACAACGACUAAUAAUGAGGAAAAUAAUGACGAUAAACAGACAGAAUAA
Cryptosporidium ubiquitum is the source of this 2094-nucleotide messenger RNA. RefSeq lists its product as uncharacterized. Gene Ontology annotation, molecular function: dynein heavy chain binding. The record is from RefSeq and is a predicted model, not a curated record. Gene Ontology annotation, cellular component: cytoplasmic dynein complex; centrosome. The transcript has a single exon. Lineage: Eukaryota; Apicomplexa; Conoidasida; Eucoccidiorida; Cryptosporidiidae. Gene Ontology annotation, biological process: microtubule cytoskeleton organization; microtubule-based movement. The coding region runs from base 1 to 2094 and encodes 697 amino acids.